GUCUAAAGGGGGCUGGAGUUGGUUAUUUCUCUUCCUGGGUCAGUGAAACUCUGGGUAAUGAGGUAUCGCUUAGGGCAGGUCCUUUUAAGAAAACAGUGCUCUGGUGUGUUUCACACGAUUUUUCCCCCUCCCCUUUUCCUUUUUUUUCUCUGAUAUUUACUGUGGGAAUCUGGCCAAGGCCCUGGAGUCCGACCUCACGACACUUCAGGGACACACCUGUGAGUAGGUGUGUUGCCUGUACUGCCCAGUUCAGGUUUCCUCCCCCUUCAGCUCGUGGGUCUGCUCCUGCAAGCCGGGCUCUGUGUCAGCCUGUCUGCCUCUCAGCCUUGGGGACACAACUUUCCCUCUGCCCUUCGCUCUCUCGAGGAUCAAGAAUGGUGCAGAGGCCUUCUGGUUUGAGUUCUGCACGUAAGGGCCUAGGAGGUAACCACUUCCACCCAAAAGCAAGACAAAGCUGAACAGAGUGAAAAAGCAAACGAUAUGGGUAGCUGGCGUGAGCUCACCUGCUCUUAUGCAGGUGUUUUUUGGCAAGCCUGUGGUGAAGUUGGUGGGACUGACGUCUGAUCUGUGCGGCCGGAGGACUUGCGUCCAGCCAUGGCAAAGCGGUGGAAGCAAAUGUGUCGUUUUCCUCUCAUGACCCUGUGGAACUUUGGGACGGGCAGGAGGAGCAUCGAGGGCCGUGUCCGGGAGGAAGCCCAGCACCUGGUGCGGGUCCUCACACAGACAGAGGGUGGGUUUGCAUCUGGUGGGAAGUUAGGGUUACCUCCCUAUGCUUCCCUGAGCCCCGGCACCACCCUGCUGGAACCAUCUUCCCUCAUUUUUAUUUGGAAAGUGUAGACCACUCAUGAAAGUUUUCCUUGAGUUUGGUAAUCGUCCCUCCUACCAGCUGAGCCCAUGGACCCUGCUGCAUCCUGGCUGGCUCUCCCUGCAACACAAUCUGCUUCAUCCUCUUUAAGGAGCACGUCAACUAUCAAGACGAGGAGUUCCUGAAUCGGACUGGGUUGUUGAAUGAAAACGUUUCCAUAGUAAGCUCUUUCUGGGCCCAGGUAAAGCCAAUUGUCUCUGCUUGUUGGAUUACCUGCCACUGGUGCCAGGGGUGAACCUGCGUGCAGAGUCCCACCGUGGGCAACAGGGAAGCAGCGGCCCAGGGUGCACCUGAGAUGAUGGAGGGCAGCUGUGGAAAAGUGAUAGGGCCACUUACGUAACAUAGCUGAAAGCCCGUUGGAGAGGCAGUCAGGCUGCCCUCUGCCAACACAUCUCUUCUGACGUGCCCGCGGAGGCUGCAGCCCACCCGGGGUCCUGCAGCCAGAAAUGGGAAGGGGCUGCAGAGGGUAGGAUCCCCCUUAACAGAGAUGCUUCAAUGCCUCACAACCUGUCUUCGCUUUUGAGUCCUGGAGGCGGAAGGAAGGGUGUGGCUUUUCCCUACAAUUUGUGGCCAUUGCUCAGUCACUAUCUUCCUGGGAGACACCAGAAUAUUUUUAAAACACUCAGAAUAUAAGAAAUUUCAUUUUGGAGAGAGUAGUACAGCAUCAAGGGGCUCUGGAGUCUGAGCGGCCCUGGGACUACGUCGACCGCUUCCUCAACAUUUUGGAGGAGGUGUGUGUGGCAGACCCCCCGUGCUGCAUGGGCGGCUGCGUGGCCCUCAUUGCAUAGAUGUUGCCUGGGCUCCGUGCACGCAGGUCCAGGUCUGAUGCCCCCUGUCUGGAAGACCCCAGGCCUCCAUGGUGUGUUUCCCCACCGCUGGGCUGACAUGUGGAGCGCGUACCUUUCCCUCAUUAACUGCCUGAUGGUUCAGUGUUUACUCAGCACUUGCUAGGCAAAGUGACCUGACUGAGACCAUCCCUCCUGCCCCCCCCAGGAGCCCAUGGACCAUCACAGAACUGCAGGGAAAUCUACAGGGAAACCGACCCAUAUUCUGAAUUUAAUGUUGAGAACCUAGCAGCUGUUGGCUCUAACCUGUUCAGUGCUGGACAGGAGACGGUCAGCAGCACACUGUGGCUGGCCCUGCCAAUCCGGCUGAAGCACCCAGAGGUGGAAGGUAGAGUCCACAAGGAAAUCGACAGAGUGGUUUCCCCUGCAUGAGCGACAGUGCCCGGAUGCUCUACACAGACGCCGUGGUGCGUGAGGUCCAGAGAUACAUUAAUCUCGUCCCGUCCAAUCUGCCUCAUGCCGUGACUCAGGACACCGAGUUCAGACAGUGCUUCACUCGUAAGCUGUGUGUAGAGAGCCUCACACAAGAGAAUCCAGGACCUAGGAGCAAGUCACCGCAGUCCUGUCAUGACUCUGGUCCAUUGGCCCUCUCUCCCAGCUGUCCUCCCACAGUCCUCGGUGCGUUUCCAAGAGCAGCAGAACAUGCAGAAUUCAUCUCUGGGGUUGGUGUCGUUUGAGGAUGUGGCUGUGAACUUCACCUGGGAGGAGUGGCAGGACCUGGAUGAUGCCCAGCGGACCCUGUACAGGGUCGUGAUGCUGGAGACCUACAGUAGCCUGGUGUCACUGGGGCACUGCAUUACCAAACCUGAGGUGAUCGUCAAGUUGGAGCAAGGAGCAGAGCCAUGGACAGUAGAGGAACCCCUAGAGCAGAGCCUCCCAGAUGUCCAGACUGCAGGUGACCUGAUGGAGACUGGCCAGGAGUAUCAGAGCAGACUUUUGUGGCAAGUUGGAUUGGCCAACUAUGAAACGUCAACGAAGGAGAGAACCAGUUUGGGAAAAACACUUAAUUUGAGUGCAGCCGAUGUUUCAAAACUGAUUGUAAAUAACGGAAGCUACUCAGGAGUGAAGGCAGAGUUGUUUAAUGUGUGCCAGAACACGUUUCUCCCUGGUGAGCCUGGUGGGAUGCGUGUUGGAGAGAAUGCCAAGGAAUGUCAUACAACUGGGAGCCCCCUCAGGUGUGCCGAGUGUCCUAGUUGUCAUCCGAGGAAUCAGACUUUGCAGCAGCCUCUUGAAUUUAGUGGGCAAGGGAAAGACUUCAACAAGGGGGCAACACUCUGUACCUAUAGGAGAGCUCACAUGGGAGAGACUGCCUGUAGGUAUAAUGAACAUCAGGAAGCCUGUGGUAUGUCAGCUGUCACUGCCCAAGAGAGAACUCACAUAGGGGAGAAUCACUGUGGAUGUAACAAAUGGAGGAACACUUUUUGUGAGAAACCAACACAGUUGCAUCUUGGUCUAGCCGAUUUCGAGGAGCAACGCCAUAAACAUGAUCAAAGCGGGGCUAAUUUCAGCAAGAAAUCACACCUCGCUCAGCUUUCGAGAACUCUGUUAGAAGAGAAAACUUUUGAAUGUGAUGUAUGUGCUAAAACUUUCUACAAGAGGUCUAAUCUCAGUAAACAUCGGAAAAUACACACAGGAGAGAAACCCUAUAAAUGUAGCGAGUGUGAGAAGACCUUCAGUAGUAAAACAGUUCUUACAGUACAUCGGAGAACUCAUACAGGGGAGAAGCCCUAUGCAUGUGUCGAAUGUGAGAAAUCUUUCUGCCAUAAGUCACACCUGACUGUUCAUCAGAGAAUCCACACAGGGGAAAAACCGUAUGAAUGUUAUGAAUGUGGGAAAUCCUUCCCUGUGAAAACAAAACUCACCGUACAUCUGAGAACACACACAGGGGAGAAGCCCUAUGAAUGUAAUGAAUGUAGGAAAUCCUUUUACCAGAAGUCAGCCCUCACCAUACAUCAGAAGAUUCACAAUAGGGAGACACAUCAUGAAUGCAACGACUGUGGUAAGACAUUCCAUAAGAAGUCAGUUCUCAUUGCACAUCAGAGAACUCAUACAGGAGAGAGACCUUAUGAAUGUAAACAAUGUGGGAAAUGCUUUGGCCAUCGCCCAGCUCUCACUGUACAUCAGAGAACUCACACAAGAGACAAACCUUAUAAAUGUAACGAAUGUGGGAAAUCCUUUUGUGUGAAGCCAAAACUCACUGUGCAUCUGAGAGUUCACACAGGUGAGAAGCCCUUUGAAUGUAAGGAGUGUGGGAAAACUUUCUACCAGAAGUCAAAACUCACUGUACACCAGAGAACUCACACUGGUGAGAAACCUUAUGAAUGUAAUGAAUGUCGGAAAACCUUUUGUGAGAAGUCAACCCUCAAUAGGCAUCAGAGAACUCACAGGGGAGAGAAACCUUAUGGAUGUAAAGAAUGUAGGAAAACUUUCUACCAGAAAUCAGCCCUCACUGUUCAUCAGAGAACUCACACAGGAGAAAAACCCUAUGAAUGUAAUGAUUGUGGAAAAACCUUCUGUCAGAAAUCACACCUCAGCAAACAUUUGAGAACUCACACGGGGGAGAAGUCAUGUGUGGCAGAGACUGGCUGUAUGUAUACCAAAACUCACUUUCUCUUUAUGUUGGGCACACAGUUAGCCUACAUUUCUCAGCCUCCCUUUGUUGUGGGUGGGACCAUGUAACUGAGUUCUGGCCAAGAGAAUAUGAACACACAUGAUGAACAGUACUUCUAAGCCUGGCCACAAAAAAACCAAAAACCAAAAAAACAACAUGCAUUUGCUGAGUUUUUUUAUUCCCUGUGCUCCUGAAGUGCAGAUGACACACAGGUUUGUCUCCAAAGCAAUAGAGUGAAGAUUGCAACCAUGACCUCAGGCAGAAAGAAUUGAUUGUGGAGGGCAGAAAUCUUUCCAUCUCUACCUCAGAAAUCCUCACUUGAACUUUACCUGAGUGAGAACCCUUCUAUGUGUGACAGCACUACCAGUCCAUUGUAGCCAGUUCACUUUAUGAAUUUGUGAAUUUGUGGCAGGCUUCUGUUGAAGUUACCAGUCCUUGUGUAGGAAACUCACAGAGGAAAGAACCUGUGUUUUCAUCUUUCAACCCUAAGUCAGAAAUCAUAGGAAGAAAUAAUGCAGUAAAUGUAGGAAUACCUUUAUUGAUCAGAGAUAGCUCAUUGAACAGUGAGAAUAAAGUAAAACCUGAUAAAUA
Felis catus (domestic cat) is the source of this 4912-nucleotide messenger RNA. RefSeq names its product zinc finger protein 883-like. Gene Ontology annotation, molecular function: DNA-binding transcription factor activity; RNA polymerase II cis-regulatory region sequence-specific DNA binding. NCBI's taxonomy places the organism in Eukaryota, Metazoa, Chordata, Mammalia, Carnivora, Felidae. The record is from RefSeq and is a predicted model, not a curated record. The transcript has 9 exons. Bases 2278 to 4389 code for a protein of 703 amino acids. Gene Ontology annotation, biological process: regulation of transcription by RNA polymerase II.